AUGGGGAACAUAAAGACUAAAACCAAAGCCCCCGACGUGGUGGAUGGGCCCGAACUGCACCAGAGAAGACCCCACACUCCAUAUCGCCCCGGAACAGCAGAUGCCAAGAAGAAGAAGAAGGCAGCGACGCAACAAUUCCUAGAUGGACCAAAGGUUGAUGUUCUGAACUCGUGGGUGUCAACACAUAUAAAGAAGAAAGAAUGUGUGGCCUUCAUCACCAGAACAUCGGAGGAACCAGACGUCUGUGGCUGCGGUCACACCAGAAAACAGCACCAUGGUCCUGGCCGAGUCACCGAGAUGGCCGAGUCACCGGGAGCCUCCUGGGACCCUCACAAACAUGUCAGAGAAUUUCCUAGUGAUUCUCAUGGAGACCUGACCUUCACUGGAAUUAACAGAAUGUGGGCCAAGUAUGUGCGCGCAUCAUGUGACACCAACCCCAGUGUUCUGUGUGAUCUGAUGACCCAGCAGUGGGGGCUCAGCAUGCCCAGCCUCCUGAUAUCUGUGACCGGAGGAGCGAAGAACUUCAACAUAAGCCCCAGACUGAAGAACCAGUUCAGCCGAGGCCUCGUGAAGGCAGCGCAGAGUACAGGUGCCUGGAUCAUCACUGGUGGUUCUCAUGCUGGGGUCAUGAAGCACGUGGGAGAGGCCAUCCGGGAUUUCAGUGGAGAUCAACUGGGCUCGGAGAUUGUCCUCAUCGGCAUCGCCACCUGGGGCAUCGUGCACAACAGAGAAUACCUGCUGAGCGCAGCGGGUGGAGCUCCAGCCUUGUACCCAAUGGAUGAAGGAUCCCAGGGAUCAUUGUGCUGUCUGGAUAAUAACCACACCCACUUUAUCCUGGUGGAUGAUGGGACACAUGGAAAGUACGGAGUGGAAAUCCCUUUGAGAAUUCGUCUGGAGAGAUACAUCUCCCAACAAACCAUGAAUAAAGGAGGGACCGCAUUGAAGAUCCCGAUUGUGUGUGUGGUGCUGGAAGGAGGCCCCGGAACCCUAGAUACGAUCUACAGCUCCAUGAGUAAUAACACGCCGUGCGUCAUUGUGGAGGGGUCCGGGCGCGUCGCCGACAUCAUUGCACAAGUGGCAAAUAUUAGUCCCUCGAGGAUUACCAUCAGUCUUAUUAAGGACAAGCUGAGGAACCUCUUCCAGGACACGUACGACGGUUUCACAGAAACGCAGAUCAUCAUGUGGACCAAGAAGAUCCAAGACAUCGUGCGGAUGGGAUCUCUGCUCACCAUCCUCAGAGAAGAGAAAGUGGGGGAUCAGGGAAUGGACGUGGCUAUCCUGCAGGCUUUACUAAAGGCCUCUCACAGUACUGACCACUAUGGACAGGAAAACUGGGACCAUCAGCUCAAACUCGCAGUGUCCUGGAAUCGACCAGAUAUCGCUAAGACACAGAUCUUUACUGAAGACUGGACUUGGAAGCCUUCAGAUCUGUAUCCCUGCCUGACGCUGUCACUGAUCGAGGAUAAGCCUUUGUUUGUUCGCCUCUUCCUGGAACACGGAGUCAGUCUGUCAGAAUAUGUCACGUGGGACACUCUAACCUACCUGUACAAAAACACCGACCCCUCCAGUCUGAUUUCUAGUAAGCUGGAGAGAGCGGCCACUGGGGAAGGAUCCAGGAUACGAGUGGAACCAACGAUUGAACUGCACCACGUGUCUCGUGUCCUGCAAGAGCUCCUGGGAGACAUCUCUGAACCUCUGUAUCCUGAAGGAAGGCAUCGGAAAAUGCGCAGUCUGGCACAUGUCAACAUCAAGAUGAAUGGUAAAGUAUCAGUGAUGAAGAAAUCGAAGCCUCCUCAGUAUCUGGCGCAUCCUGUGCGCGAUCUCCUAAUAUGGUGCAUUGUCCAGAACCGACAAGAACUUGCCGAUAUAAUCUGGAGUCUGAGCGAUGACUGUAUUGUUGGGGCGUUGGCUUGUACGAAGAUUCUGAAGGCCCUUGCUAAAGAGGAGGAGGAUACAGAGAACAUAGAUGAAAUGAAGGCCUUGGCGGACGUCUAUGAGGAGAGGGCUAUAGGAGUCUUUUCCGAAUGUGACCGAUACGAUCAAAAACGAGCAGAACUUCUCCUCAUACGAAUGUCUCCAAAAUGGGGUAAAACCACCACCUUAGAGUUGGCUGAAGAAUCGCAGGCUCGCAGCUUCAUGUCUCAGGGAGGAGUGCAGAUGUUCCUCACUAAGACGUGGUGGGGGCGGCUGUCGGUGGACAAUGGUUUUAUCCAGAUUAUGUUGUGUAUGUUACUAUUCCCACUCAUCUACAGUGGUCUCAUCACAUACAGGAAAGGAUACGUGGCCAACAUUUCUGGGACUGAAGGAAGCACCAAUGAGCGUCAGAGCAUGAGAAUCCGCCAUGAACUGACGAACAGUAGAAGAGAACGCCACCAUGGGCCUAAACCCUACAGCUGUUUCUGGAAGUUCAUGGCUUUUUUUAACGCCCCAAUAAUCAAGUUCUAUUACAACGUGGUGUCGUACAUCGGCUUCCUCUGGCUCUUCGCUUACGUCAUAAUGAUUGACUUCCAGCCCUCUCCAUCCUGGAGGGAAUACAUCUUGUACGUCUGGGUCUUCACCAUCUUGUGUGAGGAGCUGCGGCAGUUACUUUAUGAUCCAGACCAUCAUGGAUUUGUUUCAACAUCUAUCCAGUACAUCUCAGGAUUUUGGAACCAGGUGGACACAGCAGCCCUGGGGCUAUUCAUUGUGGGUCUGAUCUGCAGAUUGGUCACUUCACAGACUGUCUACUUGGGUCGUGUCUUCCUGUCUCUGGAUUUCAUAAUAUUCUGUGUUCGCUUCAUGCACAUAUUCACAGUCAGCAGAGUCCUCGGCCCGAAGAUCAUUAUUCUCCGUCAGAUGGUAAAGGACAUCUUCUUCUUCCUCUUCCUUUUGGCCAUUUGGAUCGUAUCGUACGGAGUGGCAUUACAGGCAAUUACCACCAUCAAUGAGGACAGGUUGUACUGGAUCUUUCGGAACGUCCUCUAUGGUCCCUACCUCACCCUAUUUGGACAGAUGCCAUCUAUUGUGGACAGUUUGAACUUUGACCCAACAAAAUGUUCCAUGAAUGGCACUAACCCCAGCCAACCCAAAUGUGUGUACAACGAUGGAGAUGGCAAUGCUCUGUUCCCGGAGUGGCUGACCAUCAUACUGAUGUGCUUGUAUCUCCUGAUGGCUAACAUUCUUCUGCUCAAUCUUCUCAUUGCCAUGUUCAGUUACACCUUCGCAGACAUUGAGAGUAACACAGAUGAAGUCUGGAAGUUCAUGCGAUAUAAUUUAAUAAAAGAAUAUAAUGAACGUCCGACGGCUCCAACGCCAUUCAUCCUCUUCAGCCACAUUUACAUUGUCCUGAAGUACGUGGUCUGCAAGAGAUCGGACCCUGGACACAAAGUGCUGAGGCGUCUUCUAGAUGAAGGUCAGGAGUCAUCGCUGCUCUCCUGGGAAUCCUACAUGAGAGACAACUAUCAGCAAAUGAAGCAACAGCAAGAAGGACAAAGCCAGGAGAAUCUGGUGAAAGAGACCGCUCAGAGCCUUUCCACCAUGAUGCGGCUAUUUAAAGUGGAGAAGGGAAGUAUGGGCCAUCAUCUGGAGACCAGGCUGACCACACUGGAGGAUCAGAUGGCUCAGUCCUCCCGAUACCUGAACUGGAUCAUUUCUGCCUUGACAGAAAAAGGUUUCAGCAGUAAAACCCGGAUUAUAGUGCACAGCAACUCCACAGAGUCUGAAGAUAAGGCUGCACCGGGCUCCGAGACCACCGGGGAGAAGUGUCUGUACCACGUAAAUGCCAGGAUCCUGCAGUAUCCUAACUCCAAUGUGCUCCGAUUCCCUGUGCCUGAUGAGCUGGUGCCAUGGGAGGUGGAGUUCCCGGACUACACUCCUCCACUGUAUAAUGCAGAGAGAUAUGACCGGGGGACCUACAACCCUACACAAGAAAUGCAGCAGAACAAGAGGAAAUACAAUGCAGUGGAUGGAAUGCUGGACUUCCGCAGCUGCCUGGGAACAUAUCGAGUGGAGAACAAUUCACCCCUGAACCCAAUGGGAAGAACCGGACUGAGUGGAGUUGGGAGUUUGCGCUGGUUUGGACCCAAUCAUUCUCUUCAUCCAGUUCUGACCCGGUGGAGUAUAAACAAAUCCGGGGCCCCAAAUAAGAAGAUGUCGCGCAGAAUGCUGGAGGUUCUGGUGGUGAAGCUGCGGGGUAACGAAAUGUGGGCACUGCCAGGGGGGACUCUGGAUCCCGGGGAGCAGGUUCCGCUUAAGUUCCAGCCUCUCCUGAAGCGCGGAUACCUGAGCGAGUUCCUAGCAUUGCUCGGGGGCGGGACUGAGGUCUUCCUUGGCUACCUGGACGACCCACGGAACACGGAUAACGCCUGGAUCGAGACACUGGCCAUUAAUAUUCACUUUGACAGCAAAGAAUCUAAUGACCGAUUUCUUAAGAACCUGAAGGAAUCAGACUUUGAGGUUUCCCUCCGCUGGCAGCUCCUGGACCAUAAGAUUCCCCUUUAUGCCAAUGAGAAGGAGAUCCUCCAGCUGACCGCCGAGCUGCACAACGCGCACUACUAAGUAUUGGGUCCGUCCCUUCUGGAACCUCAUGAACUCUUAAAUCAUUACCUGAAAACCCCAAAGGAAUCAAUGACCCCGGACAAAUGGGACAGAACCCGUACACCCAA
Messenger RNA from Hyla sarda, 4643 nucleotides. RefSeq names its product transient receptor potential cation channel subfamily M member 2-like. Gene Ontology annotation, biological process: calcium ion transmembrane transport. The record is from RefSeq and is a predicted model, not a curated record. The coding region runs from base 1 to 4536 and encodes 1511 amino acids. Gene Ontology annotation, molecular function: ligand-gated calcium channel activity. The transcript has 33 exons. Gene Ontology annotation, cellular component: membrane. NCBI's taxonomy places the organism in Eukaryota, Metazoa, Chordata, Amphibia, Anura, Hylidae.